Molecule: messenger RNA, 1724 nt
Organism: Hippocampus zosterae (dwarf seahorse)
Lineage: Eukaryota; Metazoa; Chordata; Actinopteri; Syngnathiformes; Syngnathidae
Gene: sst7
Product: somatostatin family member 7
Exons: 2
Coding region: 214-552 (112 amino acids)
Biological process (GO): regulation of cell migration
Cellular component (GO): extracellular region
Molecular function (GO): hormone activity
Source: RefSeq, a predicted model, not a curated record
CAUACCCACUCCGUCAUACUCCCACCACCUUCCGCGUCAGACAGCCGUAUAAAAAGAGUGAGGGGCACGGAGGCGAAGCAGUACCUCUCCGACUUCCAAAUCUUGGUGACCACCAGCUGCGCUACUUACCGAUACUCCUUCCACUCCCGCUGCUCCAUCUCCUCCUGCUCAGGAUCUCUGGCUGGUCCCAGCGGCUCUCUCCAAAGUCACAGCAUGCAGAUCCUUGUGGUGUUAGCGGCUUUCAUGGGGGUUCUGCUCAGUGUCAGAGCAGCCGCCGUGCUUCCUGUGGAGGACAGGAGCCUCGUGCAGGGGCUGAACAGGGGACAGGACUUGAGUAAACUGCGCAAAGAGCUAAUCCUGAAGCUGGUCUCCAGUUUGCUUGAGGGGCCGUCGGACACCAACCUGCUUUCGGAGAUGUCACCCGAGGAGGCGGACGAGCCGCUGCAGUCGCGUCUAGAGGAAAGGGCCGUCUACAACAGGCUAUCGCUGCCUCAGCGUGACCGCAAGGCACCUUGUAAAAACUUCUUCUGGAAAACCUUCACCUCCUGCUAACAGAAAAAAAAAAGAAACAGCCCAACCCGGCCGCCGGGGCCCCUCAUAAACUGUAGUGGACCCCAGAUGUGCACGUCACCUCCACCUGUCAGCCAGGCAGCAUUGAUGGACUUUGCAGGACACGCUGUGUCACUUUACCAACACAUGUACUUUCUUUACGUAGCUAUUUAUUUGUCUGAAUUUUGGAUGUAUAUAUGGUUAUGACAUCUUUCUUUUCAGGGUAAAGAAUAAAUCUCAUUUGGUGUAGAUCUGAUGUAAGCGCACUCCAUUAACCACUUUGCAGUUGUACGGUAAAAUAAAUGUCGUUUUUUUUUCCACCUGCUGAGAAAAUAGAAGCGUCGGAUGGCAAAAUGCAUCACAACUUGCUUGCAGUUGUUACGUUUUAGGCUAACAAAGAUGCUAUCGUGAAAACAAGUGGUAGUUCUUAAUGGCAUUUAGUACUAUAAAAAAAAACAUAUACGGCUCUGUCAAUCAAUUAUGAGCUAAAAAUAAUUAGUUUUUUUGUUUCACUGUUAACACUCCCAAAUUCCAAACUCGCAUCUUAUCAUUUCGAGCAUUUUUUACAGAAAAUGAAAAGUGGUCAAAAUAGAGCCAACCCACACACAAAAGCCAAUUGGCUCUUAAUUUUUCUCACAGAUAUUUUUUUUUUUCCAGGGAUGCAUUUUAAUAACGAAGCGUGAGGCAGUGCCAUUACGAAUGUGAUCUAUAAAGUGCAUUAUCAAAUAUGAAUGUCAUUCAAGAACAACGUGUUCAGAUCAUAGAUUUCAAAUAUAAUAAUGUUUUAGGACUCGUCAAUGAAUCUUGAAGUCUAUUUUCAUUAGAUCAUCGAUGCUACUGUCCAAUCCUGGCACACGUCCUUCGUUAUUCGUGACUUCUUAUUACAGGCCGUGAAGCCCGAGGGAAAAGAACUCAUUUUCUUUUUUAUGGAAUGUCGUCACGUUUGUAAUUUGACUGUCAAGAAAGAUCAGAAGAGGGAAGUUGCUGCCUCAUCACUUGCCGUUAGUUUCCCCAUCAAACAAACUCUCCCCUGAGUUCCUUUCUCAUGUCAUGUGAAUGUCCAGGAUUUGGAGGCAAAACAUCUUGAUGUUGAUUUGUUACUGAAAGUCUUACCUGUGUUAAUGGCCAAUCCUGUUACUUGUGCUCACAUUGAAUAAACAUACAACCACUUUUAA